CACUCAUGACUCAACAAAACUAAACGUGGAAAUGAAAAGAAUAAAUAAAUUCUUCUCGCCAAAAAACGAUGCUAACUAUUCAACAAACAUUCCGAAGCAUAAUGGAUCCAUUCUAUAUCGUCCACUGAUUACGAUUUCUCACACAAUCACACACACGCUCUCGUUUCGCCUAAUAUAAAUACCAACACAAAAAAAUGAACAAGAAAGCUCUAUCAAUUUUGAUGCGCGCCAGAAUGAAGCCUCACGAUCGACCUAACCUUUCGCUCUCUCCUCUCCCUCUAACUAACGUGGCGAGUAAAAUGCAGCAGCAGAAUACACACAAAGGAAAUUCAGCGCCUAAUGAUUCAGGCAACUCCGAGAGCGAGUUUAAGCUCGUCAAUGCCUCGAUGCACUCUGCAAUUUCAAUGCAUAAAACGGAGGUUCUAGAUGAUGUGCUUAAUAACUUCUCUGAGGGUUAUUUUACACUUUCUGAUGAAAACCGUCGCAAGUUGCUCCUUGUCCUUGCUAGAGACUAUGAUCUCAAUAGAUCACAAGUUCGCGAACUGAUAAAACAGUACCUUGGACUUGAACUUCCCGCUGACAAAGCUCAAGCGAACGGAUCUGAAGAAGAAGGCUUGUUUUCUUCUUUCUAUCGCAUUGAGCGGAAUUUGAGGCAUGCCCUACAGCCAGUUUAUGAAGUUCUCUUUGAUCGACUCAACACACAUCCUGGAGGGUUGAGAUUCUUAUCCAUUCUUCGGGCAAAUAUCCUAUCUAUUCUCAGAGAGGAAAAUAUUGCUUCUCUGAGAGCAUUGGAUUCUUGUCUAAAAGAAAAACUUAGUACGUGGCUUAGUCCUGCUGCAUUAGAGCUACACCAAAUUACAUGGGAUGAUCCUGCUUCCCUGCUGGAGAAAAUUGUUGCUUAUGAAGCUGUGCACCCUAUAAGCAACCUUCUAGAUCUUAAGAGAAGGCUGGGAAUUGGUCGUCGUUGUUUUGGAUAUUUACAUCCAGCAAUUCCUGGCGAACCUUUGAUUUUCAUUGAAGUUGCACUAAUGAAGAAUGUGGCUCAAACUAUACAGGAAGUUUUGUGGGACAGUCCUCCUAUACCUGAAAGUGAGGCAACAAGUGCAGUGUUUUACUCAAUAUCAUCAACUCAGCCUGGCUUAGCGGGGAUCAACUUGGGAAAGUUUCUUAUCAAACGUGUUGUAAAACUGGUGAAAAGAGAGAUGCCACAUAUUUCUACCUUUGCAACCCUCAGUCCCAUCCCAGGAUUCAUGACAUGGCUCUUAUCCAAGUUGGCAUCUCAAACAGUGCUUGCUGAAGGAGACAUGUCACAACCUGUGGCCGAGGAAUCUGCUUCCACAUUCUUUGAAAACAUACUUGAACCUGAUGAAGAAGCAGCACUUAUGAGUUUGCCUAAAGAUAUUUCCACAGGGAAAAACGGAAUGGAAGUUCUAUUCAACCUGCUUACUUCUAUAUCCUACAAUUGGAUCCAUUCUCCGGAAACUUUGUCAGCACUUAAUCCCCCUUUGAUGCGCUUAUGUGCCAGAUACCUUCUGCAAGAGAAGAAAAGAGGAAAAGCUUUGGACUCUGUAGCAAAUUUCCACUUACAAAAUGGAGCGAUGGUUGAAAGAAUAAAUUGGAUGGCAGACCUAUCAGAAAAAGGUCUUUCUCAAAGUGGAGGCAUCAUGGUGAACUAUGUAUAUCGUCUGGAUAAUAUAGAAGAAUAUGCUCAUUCAUACUUCAGCAACGGCGUAAUCCAUGCUUCAAGUGAUCUUCAGCGCCAUGUUGAGCCACGGAGUGACAUAUAAUAAAUACGUCUUCUUCUCAGAGUAUACCUGAUGGUUUUAUCAAAACAAUGGAACAAAUGCAUACAAGUCAACAAUUGAGGAACCCUGUAGUUUAAAUUAUUGAUAUUUUUGUACAGAGAAUAUGAGGCAGUUGAAUAGGUAUCUAAUCCAAUUUGUUGUUGAAAUACGACAGAGGCAGUUGAAUAGGUAUGUAGUCCAAUUUGUUGGUGAAAUACGACAGGAAACAGAAGUCUAAACUUCCUUGUUAUUUUUGUCA
Messenger RNA from Vicia villosa (hairy vetch), 2043 nucleotides. RefSeq lists its product as uncharacterized. Gene Ontology annotation, biological process: fatty acid biosynthetic process; positive regulation of fatty acid oxidation; malonyl-CoA catabolic process. Gene Ontology annotation, cellular component: peroxisomal matrix; mitochondrial matrix. Lineage: Eukaryota; Viridiplantae; Streptophyta; Magnoliopsida; Fabales; Fabaceae. Bases 195 to 1787 code for a protein of 530 amino acids. The transcript is spliced from 16 exons. Gene Ontology annotation, molecular function: malonyl-CoA decarboxylase activity. The record is from RefSeq and is a predicted model, not a curated record.